This is a messenger RNA of Ilyonectria robusta, 1792 nucleotides long. RefSeq names its product xylitol dehydrogenase. The transcript has 2 exons. The record is from RefSeq and is a predicted model, not a curated record. NCBI's taxonomy places the organism in Eukaryota, Fungi, Ascomycota, Sordariomycetes, Hypocreales, Nectriaceae. Gene Ontology annotation, molecular function: L-iditol 2-dehydrogenase (NAD+) activity; zinc ion binding. Bases 188 to 1387 code for a protein of 399 amino acids. Gene Ontology annotation, biological process: D-sorbitol catabolic process.
CCGCGGACUACGCAUUCAAAAUUAUUUAACCUCGCUCAUCUUCGUCGUCCAGAACCGGUGAAUCCCACCCUAGAUUCUGUCGGUCUAUGCUUCCACGCGAUAUCUGCCCCCCCUUCGACUGCCUUCCAAACAAUCCGCCAAAUCCCAUCAUCCCGCCAGUUCGCAUUCCCCAUAUAGUAUCCAGACUAUGGCCCCAGGAUCUAUAAUUCAGGAGCUAGUUCCUGAGCAGAAUACCAGUUCAUCAACAAAGACCAACAGUAACCUCUCGUUCAUCCUGAACAAACCCCAUGACGUUCAGUUCGCCGAACGACCUAUACCGAAGAUCUCCGCAGCCCACCAUGUCCUGGUAGCCGUCAAUUACACGGGUAUCUGCGGCUCUGAUGUACACUACUGGGAACAUGGCAGGAUUGGCCACUUCGUGGUCGAAGAGCCUAUGGUCCUAGGUCACGAAUCCGCCGGCACUGUCGUCGAGGUCGGCAGCGCCGUCAAGACGCUUGCACCCGGUGAUAGGGUCGCUCUCGAACCCGGCUAUCCCUGCCGGCGGUGUAACGACUGUUUGGCUGGCCGAUAUAACCUCUGCCCAGAUAUGGUGUUCGCGGCUACCCCUCCCUACGAUGGCACUCUUACAGGCUUUUGGGUUGCACCGUCCGACUUCUGCUAUAAGCUGCCUACCAAUGUUUCCCUCCAAGAGGGUGCAUUAAUUGAGCCUCUUGCGGUUGCGGUACAUAUCGUUCAGCAAGCAAGAGUCAGACCCGGCGCGACUGUUGUGGUCAUGGGAGCCGGCCCAGUCGGUCUUCUCUGCGCAGCAGUCGCCAGGUCCUUUGGCGCUGUCAAGGUCGUCAGUGUUGAUAUCAUCCAGUCAAAGCUCGAUUUCGCCACAGAGCUAGCCGCCACACACACAUACCCCUUCCAGCGCAUUUCGCCAGAAGAGAACGCGAACGCCCUACUCGAGCAAUGCAACCUUGGCAAGGGUGCAGACGUUGUCAUUGACGCCAGCGGGGCGGAACCAUGCAUUCAAACGAGUUUGCAUGUUGUAAAGAUGGGAGGCACCUACGUUCAGGGUGGCAUGGGCAAGGCAGAUAUUACUUUUCCUAUUAUGGCCUUGUGCCAGAAGGAGGUCACGGUGCGAGGCAGCUUCAGAUAUGGUCCUGGAGAUUAUCAACUUGCUAUUGAGCUGGUGGCCAAUGGUAGCGUAGAUGUUAAGAAACUUAUCACGGGUGUCGUGGGUUUCACGCAGGCAGAGGACGCGUUUAAGAAGGUCAAGGAGGGCCAAGUGAUCAAGAUCCUGAUUGCUGGGCCUAAUGAGCGCGCGAAUGCUGGGUCGAACGUGGGAAUCGGCGAGAAUAUCACUGAGAACACCAGUGGCAUCAAGGGAGGAUGCUGCUAAGAGGGUGCGAAGUGUAGGGCCUAGGGCAUCCAGACCUCCACUUAAAGUCAAAGAAUUUGUCCUUAUUGAGGCAUGAAAUUUAGCAUUUCAAAAUAUUAAUAGACGCAAUUAGUACAGUAGGUAGUAGGGCAAGUGUCUUCAAAUCUAUAGCAAAGAUGCCUAGCCCUGGAGGAUACACCAAGAUUCUUCACUCAUGGAAGCACGGACACUUUCAAGGCUGGGCAACCUUGGUGAACUCGUCGUCGAGCAAUUUAUCCCUAGGGAUCCAGCUGAUCCGGAUACCCUCGGAUCGAUGAUGCCGUUGGAAGCCGACGAUCUAGGUUGUUGAGGACGAUCUAUGUUGUUGAUGUUGAUCUAGGUUUGAUACUACUUAGCCCGAAUUUAUACUGUCCAGAUAAUAUACUG